Molecule: messenger RNA, 1389 nt
Organism: Quercus robur (English oak)
Lineage: Eukaryota; Viridiplantae; Streptophyta; Magnoliopsida; Fagales; Fagaceae
Product: organ-specific protein S2-like
Exons: 2
Coding region: 39-1199 (386 amino acids)
Source: RefSeq, a predicted model, not a curated record
AUUCUCUUUUGUACGUUGCCUAUAAAUAGCAAGGGCUAAUGAAUCUUCUAUGCAGAUUAAAAAGAAGCAACUACUUUGAAUUAAUGACAGUAGACAUGGAAUCUCGUUUUGCAUGGCUGACUCUCUUCUUACUUCUCUUGUUUGCAAAUACCAUAGAAUCAAGAAAGGAUCCAGGACAAUAUUGGACUAGUGUCAUGAAAGAUCAACCAAUGCCAAAAGCAAUUCAAGGCCUUGUUCAUUUGGAUUCAUCGCCAUCUAAGCUUAGCAAGAAUGACAAUUGCCACACAUCUGAGGGGGCAAUAGGCAAGGACCAAGGUGAGAAACCUUAUGUUAAAGAUUUUGAGCCGAGACCUAGUGUCACGGUUUAUGUUAAUGAUGUUGGUCUUGAAACAAAGAAUUUUGUUAAGGAUUUUGAGCCAAGACCUAGUGUUUCAGCUUAUAAUAAUGAUGUUGGUCUGAAGACACAAAAGAAAUUUGUCAAGGAUUUUGAGCCAAGACCUAGUAUCACAGCUUAUGUUAAUGAUGUUGGCCUUGAAACAAAGAAUAAUUUUGCUAAGGAUUUUGAGCCAAGACCUAGUCUCACAGCUUAUGUUAAUGAUGUUGGUCUUGAAACAAAGAAUAAUUUUGUUAAGGAUUUUGAGCCCAGACCUAGUGUCACAGCUUAUAUUAAUGAUGUUGGUCUUAAGAAUCAGAAUAAAUUUGUUAAGGAUUUUGAGCCGAGACCUAGUGUCACAACUUAUGUUAAUGAUGUUGGUCUUGAAAUAAAGAAGAAAUUUGUUAAUGAUUUUGAGCCGAGACCUAGUGUUACAGCUUAUGUUAAUGAUGUUGGUCUUGAAACAAAGAAGAAUUUUGUUAAGGAUUUUGAGCCCAGACCUAGUGUCACAACUUAUAUUAAUGAUGUUAGUCCUGAAACAAAUAAUUUUGUUAAGGAUUUUGAGCCAAGACCUAGUGUCACAACUUAUGUUAAUGAUGUUGGUCUUGAAACAAAGAAGAAAUUUGUUAAUGAUUUUGAGCCGAGACCUAGUGUUACAGCUUAUGUCAAUGUUGUUGAUCCUGAAACAAAGAAGAAAUUUGUUAAUGAUUUUGAGCAAAGACCCAAUAUCUCAGCUUGCAAUGAUGAUGAUGUUGGUUCUAAGGAUGAGAAGCCAUUUGUGGAAGACUUUGAGCCAAGACCAAUUGCUUCUGUUUAUAGUGAGUGAUAAAGGAGGAUAAAAUAUGUGCAAUUUAGGGAUUUUAUGUAAAAUAUUCUGCAAUUGAAUAAGUAUGGAGCCCAGGGAAAAAAGGCUAUGUAAAAGGGUUCUUAUGUCCUAAUUGCACAACAUGUUGGCUACUAUGUAAACUUUGUGUGCUGAUGAAUAUUAAAUGAAGCUAUCGUUAUGGUUUGUUCCA